Molecule: messenger RNA, 1141 nt
Organism: Impatiens glandulifera
Lineage: Eukaryota; Viridiplantae; Streptophyta; Magnoliopsida; Ericales; Balsaminaceae
Product: alpha-ketoglutarate-dependent dioxygenase abh1-like
Exons: 3
Coding region: 138-1040 (300 amino acids)
Biological process (GO): oxidative RNA demethylation
Cellular component (GO): nucleus; cytoplasm
Molecular function (GO): broad specificity oxidative DNA demethylase activity; ferrous iron binding; oxidative RNA demethylase activity
Source: RefSeq, a predicted model, not a curated record
CCGAAGAAGGAAUUAAAAGUUCUAAAGAAGAGAAUUUGUUUUCUAACUCUGAACCAGGUCUAAAGAACGAGGUAUCUACAUCGUCGUCGUGAUCAUCUGCUAAAUGUGAUUUGAAACCUGAUGAGCGUGCUCUCAUUAUGGAAGGAAAAACACAAACUGCGCUUUCCAAAGAGGAAUUCGAUGACAAGAAAAUAAAUGAUAAGUUAAUGCCAAGCUUUGGCGCUACUGAAAAUGUUGUUCGCGUGUCUUCUGAUGAUCCAUUUGAUAUUUGCCCUGUUAAGGCGGGCAUCAAUUUGAAACCUGCUUUGAUUGAAAAGAACAGAAUGAAGCGAAAAGAAGACAAACUGUCUGCAGAAGGUCAGAGCACAAGCUAUUUGAGGCCUGGGAUGCUUCUUCUUAAAGGAUUCCUAAGUUUCAGUGAUCAGAUUAGGAUAGUGAAGUUAUGCCGGGAUCUGGGGUUGGGUCAUGGAGGUUUCUACCAACCAGGUUACAAAGAUGGAUCAAAGUUACAUUUGAAAAUGAUGUGUCUUGGUAAGAACUGGGACCCCGAGACAAGCAAGUAUGGGGAAGUACGAUGUGAUGGAGCUAGACCACCUCCAAUUCCUAUUGAACUUAAGAAACUGGUGGAAUAUGUGCUACUUAAAAGUCACACCUUUUUGAAAGAGUUCCACAAAGUACACAACGCCUCCCAGGAACUUCCACUGAUGUCGCCAGACAUUUGUAUUGUCAAUUUUUAUACGAAAACUGGUCGGCUUGGUCUCCAUCAGGAUAAAGAUGAAUGCUUAGAAAGUAUUAAUCGAGGACUACCUGUAGUCUCCUUUUCUAUAGGUGACUCGGCUGAGUUCCUAUACAGUGACUAUCCUGACAACAAUCCAGACAAAGUAGAGCUUAAAUCAGGAGAUGUCCUGAUAUUUGGUGGAAAAUCUCGUAAGGUGUUUCAUGGUGUUUCAAGCAUCAUCUCCGAUUCUACUUCCAAGGCCUUGCUUGAAGAAACUAAUUUGCGACCUGGACGUAUCAACCUCACUUUUAGGAAGUUCUAGUGACAACUGUUUGUAUGUAAUACAUCCAGGUAUGUGAGUUAUAUGCUUUGAGUAAUCCAUAGAUCUUAAGGUGUGUAAACAUGGAAAUUGACUUUUGUGUU